CUAAAACCAAACGGACGGAAGGACGCAGGGUUCAGUAUACCAACCUCCCAUGUUCAUGCCUGAAUUCGACAACUCCUUGCUAGUUUUUGGUUGUUUGUUUGUCUAUCUAUGAAUGCCCGGUCACUGGCUCUGCACCUGGCAGGACCAUGUCCAUCAAUGACCGCCGCGCCAGCCACAUGAACGCACCACGACCCCGCGUUGCAUCUGGUCGCGUUGUCGGCGAUGCUGAAAAGCUCGGUCUACGCGGCGGCACAGCUUCCCCAUUACAAGCAGAAAACAUGGAUCAUCGCGGGAGCACGUCGACACAGAAGAGCAAGGUGCCCCGAGAUCACAUCACGAGCGAAAAGCGAACCGAACGCCUGACAGUUCAGACCAAAGAGAAAGUACAUGGCCGAUCCAGGAACCCGGUGAGGGAGUCGCCCAGCGCAGGAAAUAGAGGAGAAGGAGACAAGUCGCGCUCAAGGCGGGCGAACCCGCCUGAAGCUCUCAGUCCAAGCGUGAAGAAGAAGGAGAAGGAGGCAUCGGAUCUGCCUUGGAACCCGCACGCCUCGUUGAUGCCUCAUUCUACAGCACCAUUAGCUAGUCGCGUAUCCGUACCUCCGCUCGCUUCAUCUCUCCCUCAAUACCUUCAGCCGACCCCGUUGCGCGACCUUUCUACCGAUGCGCAGGAAAAUGCGAUUCUAGAAGACUUGUUGUUUGUGUUCAUGGGAUUCGAAGGGCAAUACCUCCAUUAUCAAGCCCAGUAUGAUCCAACGGCGGAAAAGGAGCGCUUGACUGGGCCGGCAUUCCAGCUACCGUCAGGGCUCGAUCCGACCUUGCGGGACCUCACCAGGUCUAUGCUGAAGAUGGCGACACAUUACAGUGCUUUGGAGGCUUUCGUCGAGGUCCAGAGUCGCGCAGAGUAUGGUGCAGUGAGCCACGCAUUAUGCGCCACAAUUCGGAAACUGUUAAAGGAUUAUUUGAUCCUUGUCGCCCAGCUUGAGACACAACUCCUAAACAAUCCUAACUUCACCCUUCACGUACUCCACCUCCACACCAUGCCGACUAGCCAAUGCCUAGCUCAACUAUACUCCUUAGGCCAAGAACUACUCAAACGAAACGGUCUCUUAGAUCAAGAUCUUGACGAAUCAAUAGACGACUUCGACGACGUUGAUAAUAUUCUUGAGCAAUUGCGAGAGGGGGGAGAUCUUAUUCCCGGUGCUAUGUCCAGCAAAAAGAUCUGUAAAGGAGGCAAUGUAUUGCGGCUUUUGACCGAACGGUUAGCAACAUUCUCUGGUGAUCCGACCACAAAGACACUACUAGAGACUCUUCUUCGGGAAUCUAGCAGGCCCUACAUGGCAAUGCUCAAUGAGUGGCUCCAUCAUGGCGGGAUCAAGGACCCUCACGCGGAAUUCCUCGUCAAGGAGCAGAAAUGGAUCAAACGCGAGAAGCUAGAGGAAGAUUACACGGAUGAAUACUGGGAAAAGCGAUAUACGAUUCGCGAUAACGAGGUUCCACCUCAGCUUGCCAGUGUACGAGACAAGGUCCUCCUAGCUGGAAAAUAUCUGAAUGUCGUCCGGGAGUGUGGAGGUGUUGAUGUUAGCAAAGCAGUCAAGGACGUACCCAAGACGUUUGAUGACCCUCGCUUCCUGGAGAACGUGAACGCCGCCUACACCUAUGCCAACGCCUCGCUGCUGAAUCUUCUCUUAACCAAAAACUCUCUUACUACUCGCUUCCGCUCCCUCAAACACUACUUUUUCCUGGAUCGAUCCGACUUCUUUUCCUAUUUCCUCGAACUUGGGGCGUCAGAGCUGCGCAAACCGGCGAAAAACGUCAACGAAAGCAAGUUGCAAUCACUUCUAGAUCUAGUACUACGCCAACCAGGCAGUAUCGCUGCACAAGACCCUUUCAAGGAAGACGUCAAAGUCCGAAUGAACAAGAUUGGACUCACCAAAUGGCUCAUGCAAGUUGUCAGCGUCUCUGGUAUCGACCAGGACAACCCCGAAGCUGCACUGGAGAAAUACCAGGCCCCACAAGCAGGCGGAGACGACGACAAGGACAUCAUCGGUUUCGAUGCCCUCGAACUCGACUAUUCCGUCCCCUUCCCGCUCUCCCUCGUCAUCAGCCGCAAGACCGUACUCCGUUACCAACUCAUCUUCCGACACCUGCUAUCCCUCCGCCAUCUCGAAACCAUGCUAUCAUCUGCCUGGCUGGACCAGACCAAGAUCCUCGGCUGGCGACACAAGUCAUCCGAUCGACGUCUCGAAUUGUGGAAGAGGCGCGCGUGGAACCUGCGCUCUAAGAUGCUCGUCUUUAUACAGCAGCUGCUCUAUUUUUGCACAGCGGAAGUUAUAGAGCCGAACUGGCAGAAACUCAUGGACCGCGUGAAUGGCACCGACGCAGACGGGUCGGAAGUCACAGUAAACGGCACGAAGCAAGUUAACCGGACAGUUGACGAACUCAUGCAAGAUCACGUCGAUUUCUUGGAUACGUGCCUGAAAGAGUGUAUGCUGACGCAGGCUAAGCUACUCAAGAUUCACUCCAAACUCCUAACCUGCUGCACCAUGUUCGCAUCCUGGACCGCCUCAUCCUUGGCUCGCGCCUUGACCUCGGCAGACCCAGAGCUGAGUGCAGACCCAGCCGUAGCCGACGGGCGAGCUUACGACCCUUCUCGAAUCGGAAAACUCGAAGAUACCCUGAAGCGGUAUGAAGACCACUUCGGUCGCCAUCUCCGGAUUCUCAUGGACAGCCUGAACUACUUUGCCGCCACUGAGAGUGUGGUCUUGUUGAAGCUGGCGCACGCUUUGAGCUCUAUUAGUAAGGAAGACUGAGGCCCGAUACCGACGCUGAGACCGAAACAGAAAUGAGCUCUGCAUCUUUCCAUCUACGCAGUGUAUACCGUUUAUAGGCCGCUCGCCACCACACACAUACCUCAGAUGCCCACAGUCGCACGCAAAAGUACAUGGCUCUCUUCACCCGGGUUCUGUUAGAAAACCCGGUCAGCUUUUUCAAGUCGUGUGUUCAGAGGCAUUGCAGACCCAGAAUAAUGCGUCAAAUGGUGCAACGGAUCCACGCGCGACAUAUAGUUCGAUGGCAGCGUUUCUGUCAGUCGAUUCUAACCCUUAGCCGAUAGUUGGAGAGGUUUGCGCACUCCGGAUUGCUUUAUCAACACGCGUCUCUGCAUCACAACGAAAGCACGGUAUUGAGUUGAGUUUGUGGGUGCGUGUGUAUAUUUCAAAAUGGAUAUACCUGAUUCUCUAAUGGCCGCGGAGUAUGCUAUCUGCAGGGUUCGGAUGGUGCGUUUCGGGAUUGUGCGCAAGAUUAUUGUCCUUGUGGUCGGUCAGGCAGUGCCUGUGGGGUAUAGAGAUGCCAGCCAGGCAAUCGACUGCAAUACUUCAGGUUCCCUCGUCCAUUUUAUCUGGCUGUCGAGCAAAAUAAUAGAAUAUAAUUUUCCGAAGUUACGAGUCCGGAUAGUGUCGGCUUCGGAUUACGUAAAUGGUAUUAUGGAUCACUGAUCGGUGUAUGGUCCAGCUUCCUGAGUGAGGCCAUCGUAAACAAUAGAAUGACGAGCCUCAGAAAUGAGAACGAUGGGCAUAAACUUGCGACGGACUGGAGUAUGCGCCCAUCGCGAGGAUCCAACGGCACCGACUCCAUUUCCCACGCGCGGGACCACACUAAGACUAACGGGCCGCACCUCCCAAAAAUGGGCUUUGCUUCCCGAAGCUGAACCAUGGCUCUGGGAUUUCUAAUCCCUACCAAAGACUAUGGACAUUGGACCACCAUUGCACCUUUUUAGCAUCGG
This is a messenger RNA of Aspergillus calidoustus, 3781 nucleotides long. NCBI's taxonomy places the organism in Eukaryota, Fungi, Ascomycota, Eurotiomycetes, Eurotiales, Aspergillaceae. The record is from the annotation of a GenBank genome assembly.